AUGGACGCCACCGAACUGCAGUCGUACGAGUUUCAGCUGUCGCAGGUCAAUGACGCCUUGUCCGCGGACCCUAACAAUGCGGAACUCAAGACACUACAAGAAGAGCUGACCAACCUCAUCGCUCUGACUCGGGAGCUGGUGUCACAACAAACAGCCGAAGCGCAGGCUACCAAAGCGGCUUCUAGCAGUCCGCACGCUGGCUCAUCCAAGCUUCCGAGCACGAGCGCAAAGUCGCGUGAUGAAAGUCCGAGAGGAGAGGCCUCCAAUUCACGAUCAACAGCAACCGAGAAGGAAGUCAGGAAGUAUGCUGCAGGUGAAGAAUGCAUGGCAAAGUACCAGGCGGACGGGCGCUGGUAUCCCGCACGCAUCACGUCGGUCGGAGGAUCUGCCGCUAACCCAGUCUACAGCAUCGUAUUCAAGGGAUACAAUACCACCGAAAUGGUGACCAGUGCUUCCUUGAAGCCCUUGGCCAGGUCAUCCGGUCCAGGCGCAGGGACUGGCUCUUCAGAUGCCGCAUCCAACACGCCUGUAACCAAAGCUGGCAAUGUGAAACGCGGCGCUAGCACCUUGACGCCAGAAGAGGAAGCUGAGCGGGAAAGGAAGCGCAAACGCAAUGAGAAAAAGACAGAGCGUAGUCAGGGCAAGGAUCAGGCAGCACUGGAAAAGCAGAGCACCUGGCAGAAAUUUGCUAAAAAGGGUGCCAAGAAGGGAUAUUCGAUUGCAGGCACAUCUGGGAAGAGCAUGUUCAGGACGCCCGAGGAUCCUUUGGCCAGAGUCGGUGUCGUAGGCGCAGGCAAGGGCAUGACCCCAGGCGAAUCUCGCAAGCGACAUGUCUACGAAGAGGACUAA
Messenger RNA from Ceraceosorus guamensis, 849 nucleotides. RefSeq lists its product as hypothetical. NCBI's taxonomy places the organism in Eukaryota, Fungi, Basidiomycota, Exobasidiomycetes, Ceraceosorales, Ceraceosoraceae. The record is from RefSeq and is a predicted model, not a curated record. The transcript is spliced from 4 exons. Gene Ontology annotation, biological process: negative regulation of DNA-templated transcription. The coding region runs from base 1 to 849 and encodes 282 amino acids. Gene Ontology annotation, molecular function: DNA-binding transcription factor activity.